Sardina pilchardus (European sardine) is the source of this 651-nucleotide messenger RNA. RefSeq lists its product as uncharacterized. NCBI's taxonomy places the organism in Eukaryota, Metazoa, Chordata, Actinopteri, Clupeiformes, Clupeidae. The transcript is spliced from 5 exons. Gene Ontology annotation, molecular function: nucleic acid binding. The record is from RefSeq and is a predicted model, not a curated record. Bases 1 to 651 code for a protein of 216 amino acids.
AUGGUGUGGCCCCCAUCUUCCCCUGACCUCAACUCUAUUGAGAACCUUUGGAGCAUCAUCAAACAAAAGAUCUACGAGGUUUUUAACAAAGAAAUGCUGGUUCAAGUGGAGUGCAAGGGUGUCCUGAAAUGGGUUCGAAUACCAAUGAAGGAUGACUGCUACGAUUACUUUCAGUUCAUUCAAGAAGUUUCAGCUAAAUUCAGCCUGCCAAAUGAACCUGAUGUGAACCUGAAGGACUCCUCAGGAGUUGAUGUAGAUGCUGACAUUUUUGAUGAGUUAGUGAGAUCUGCUGCAGUAUCUUUCAAAGUGUUUACUGAGGACUCUGCUGAGAAAGAGGUCUCUGAGGCUUCCUUCUGCUCAGAUGAGGGAUCAUUCUCAUCCAUUGAGUCUGUGAGGUCAUUCUCAUCAGUUGAGUCUGUAAGUUCAGGCUCCACUGUGAUCACAGAAAGCACCAAAGAACGGAGAAGGCGACUGUUAGAAGGACCACCUGACAGUAAAGCAGCAAAAGAUAUGGUCUAUGUAGCUCUACAUCAAAAAAACAGGGGUGAAGACAUAUUCAAAGAGUACAAUACGACCAAAGGCCUUUCUGAUCAAACAAGAAGGAAACUCGUCAACAUCCUGGUGGCAGAUAUGAUUGAGAGUCAUGGGUAA